UGAGUAUAAAAAAGCAUUAGAGUUUUUAAAAAAAGGUUGUAAGUGUGGAUGCUCGACCAAAAUUCCCCAAGACAAGUUUGCCCAACUACGAACUCAAUUUCAAAAUCUUUCUUUACUAGAAAAAGAUGCCGUAUUAAUGGGUCAACUUCUAAAUAGUAGUGGGGGAGACACAACUACUAGUUCUCGUUUUCCCAAAAGAGAAAGAGUUAACAAGCGAACUUUCUAUUUCUUUGAAUAUAAGUUGCCUACUUGUCAAGAAACCUAUCUCAACAUGCUCGGAAUAAGUCGUAAGUAUUUAGAGAAUGUAAAAAGGCAUCUUUUCAGUAAGGGUUUAUCAACUAGGGUUCAUGGCAAUAUCGGAAAAAUACCCCAGCGGAAAACCAAGAUGUUAAUUGACCAGAAUGUUAGGGAAACAGUAGAAAAUUUUAUUAAACUUUAUGCCGAAAAGUAUGGUUUACCUAGUCCUGAAAAAACUAUAACACUUCUUCCAACUGAUAUGAGUUAUAAGUCGGUUCACAAAGAUUUUUUAGACAGUUUACCUGAAGAUAUUCCUCACAUUCAGUUCAUGUCUCCUCGUUCCGAUUUAUGUGACACUUGUCAUCAACUUCCCGAAAAAGAAAGAGAGUAUUAUAAUCAGAACGCCGAAUUAUUUAGAGAACAAAGAGAACUAGUUGAAGAAAAUUAUCUGCUUAAGCAAGGAAAAGUUGAAUAUCGUAGUCCUAGUCAAACUUAUUUCUUAACUGCUCGCAAGGUUCAUUUAUUUGGUAUUCACAACGAGGCAACUCACGAGCAAAUUAAUCCUGUUUUGGAUGAGAAUGAGAUUAUUGAGAGCAUCAGAGAAAUUAAAGAGUUGGUGUUUCCAGUAUUAAAUCCACCACCUUUAACUAUUGAACGGCAGGAGUAUCUUUAUGAGAAAAUUAGACCUUUGAUUAGUGAAAAGUUCAAAGAUAUUGUUUGUCCGCAACCAAUAUUAGAUAAUAUUCCGACUAAUAUAAGAGAUUAA
This is a messenger RNA of Racocetra persica, 1003 nucleotides long. NCBI's taxonomy places the organism in Eukaryota, Fungi, Glomeromycota, Glomeromycetes, Diversisporales, Gigasporaceae. The record is from the annotation of a GenBank genome assembly.